AUGCUGACAGUGUAUUUCUGUCUUUGCAUUUUACACAGGACUUUGCCUGUGCUCCUUUCAAGCUGCUGUUUCCACACCCCUCUCCCAUUGUCAGAAAAAGACUCUGCCCGCAGCUCUCUAAGCCCAUUAUGCAGCAGAAAUUAUAGGUCAUGUGAUCACUUACACAAAAAAAGAAAAGAAGAGAGAUUGGGCCACAGUCUAUACACCUGUCCUGGCAAGUCAUAUGCUAUACUCUUCCAGCACAUAGAUGAGGUUCACUUAAGGCCUACUCUAAGGACUUCUUCCAGUCAAGCCAAGAAUUUCUAUCUCUUCAGGUUCUUCAUCCACAUAUCAGCAAGGCAAGGCUAG
Staurois parvus is the source of this 348-nucleotide messenger RNA. The record is from the annotation of a GenBank genome assembly. NCBI's taxonomy places the organism in Eukaryota, Metazoa, Chordata, Amphibia, Anura, Ranidae.